AUGUCGAGCAGCUCUUGGACGCCAGUAAAAGCGCUCGUCGGAGCCUCCAGGCGCUCGUUCUCAGCCAAAGCAGGUGCUGGUGGCAUCUCGGGGCCCAGGAUCACAGGCGCACUGCGCUUUUACAAAGACGUGGGCGUCCAGGACGUCGAUGCUCCACUUGGCUACCGUUACGCUGUGACCCUGGACAGCAAGACCGUCAAGACGCCUAAACAGCAGCCCCUCCGGCUUCCUACGCGCGCAAUGGCGUUUGCAGUAGCGCACGAAUGGGACGCACAGAAGCACGACAUCCGUCCCGCCACGAUGCCCAUCAUGACGCUGGCAUCCACGGCGCUGGAUCUCUUGCUGACGUCCAGUAGCCAGGAGGCGAUUGACGAGAUGAUGCACUACUUGCACACGGACACAGUGUGUUACCAGGUCACAUUGGACCAGCAAGAACAGCUUGUGGCUCUGCAGCAGAAGAAGUGGAAGCCCAUUCGCAAGUGGUUCAGCGAUACAUUUGGAGGAGGCGACGUGGAUGUGAGUCACGGCGGUAUCAAUCCACUGACUCAUGACGAGCAGCUGGUAGCAAACGUCCGUGCGUACUUGGAAAAGCUGAACGACUUUGAACUUGCGGCCGCGCGGACAUUGACGAAGGAGUGCAAGUCUUUGAUCACGGCGUUGGCUGUAUUUACACGUCACAUUACGACGAAAGAAGCGAUCGACGUUUGCCGCUUGGAGGAGGAGUUCCAGAUCACCAACUGGGGUGUGGUGGAGGGUGGGCACGAUCUUGACCGCGUGAACUGUGCUGUGAAACUCUCGAGUGCGUCGUUGCUGCUGUACUUGCUAGAAAACAAGGACUAG
This is a messenger RNA of Peronospora matthiolae, 840 nucleotides long. The record is from the annotation of a GenBank genome assembly. NCBI's taxonomy places the organism in Eukaryota, Oomycota, Peronosporomycetes, Peronosporales, Peronosporaceae.